GUGUCAGUGUCUGUCUCUGAGUAGGUAUUUUCUGUGUGUGUGUGUUUCUGAGUAUGUAACUCUGAAUGUGAUUUGCUCUGUGUGUAUGAGAUGUGUUUCUGAGUGUGUCUGUACAUCCCAAGAGUACCAUCUCCCUCUUCUGACUAAUUCCAACGCUGCUUUCCCUCGCUCGCUUUCUCUAUACCACAGCCGUGCCAACUGUUACGUGGUGACGCAGAGAGGGCCGCUCAGUUCUGGGGAUUUUCCACUCGCGCUGGGGUUAGUGUUGAAGGAGGUCUGCUUGAGGACAGGCCCUAUAAAUGAAAUCCACCUUUCACCAGGCACCGAUUCAGUUGCAGUAACAUAACCGAGUGAUCUGUGAGCUGUUCAGGGAUCCUCCAGCCUCUGGGAUCCCAGGCACAGAAGGCUGGACAAGUACUGGACCAAGAGUAAGGGCGUUAUUCCCUGGAGUACAGUACUGCUUUUGUUGAAUGGCCCGGGGUGAAAAGAUGCAUUCCUUAAAAGAUUUUCACAAAGACACCCUGAAGCCCUCUCCCGGGAAGAGUCCGGGUACCCGGCCGGAGGAUGAAGCAGAUGGCAAGGUGCAGCGAGAGAAAUGGGCGAACAAGCUUGACUUUAUCCUGUCUGUGGCCGGAGGCUUCAUUGGCCUUGGGAACGUCUGGAGGUUUCCGUAUCUCUGCUACAAAAACGGUGGAGGUGCUUUUCUCAUCCCAUACUUUAUCUUCCUGAUUGGUGGAGGUCUGCCUGUCUUCUUCCUGGAGGUAGCACUUGGUCAGUACACAUCCCAAGGGGGCAUCACCUGUUGGGAAAAACUCUGUCCUAUCUUCUCUGGAAUCGGCUGUGCGUCCAUCGUCAUUGUCUCCCUGUUGAAUGUUUACUACAUCGUUAUUCUGGCCUGGGGACUCUACUACCUCUUCCAGACCUUUCAGAGUGAACUACCCUGGGCAAAGUGUGGCCACAGAUGGAACACUGAGCACUGUAUUGAGGAUCGCCUGAGAAAGAACAUCUCCCUGUGUAUGGCCUGCAAUAGCACCAACCUCACAUCACCCGUGACAGAAUUUUGGGAGCGGAAUGUGUUGGAUCUGUCUGCUGGAAUUGACCAGGUGGGCUCUCUGAAGUGGGAGCUGGCGCUCUGUCUGCUGGCCGCCUGGGUCAUCUGCUUCUUCUGCAUUUGGAAAGGUGUCCGUUCGACUGGGAAGGUUGUCUACAUCACGGCGACGUUUCCUUUCCUCAUGCUGUUGGUUUUGUUGAUCCGUGGAGUCACUCUGCCAGGAGCAGCUCAGGGAAUCAAAUUUUAUCUGUAUCCUGACAUCAGCCGUCUCGGUGACCCACAGGUAUGGAUUGAUGCAGGGACACAGAUCUUCUUCUCGUAUGCGAUCUGUUUGGGAGCGAUGACGUCACUGGGAAGCUACAACAAGUACAAAUAUAACUGUUACCGGGACUGUAUGCUCCUCGGAUGUCUGAACAGCGGUACCAGUUUUGUUUCGGGCUUUGCGAUAUUUUCCAUCCUUGGCUUCAUGGCUCAAGAACAAGGGGUGGACAUAGCAGACGUAGCUGAGUCAGGUCCUGGUCUGGCAUUCAUCGCUUACCCUAAAGCAGUGAGCAUGAUGCCUUGGCCUACAUUCUGGGCUAUCUUGUUUUUCGUAAUGCUCCUUCUUCUCGGAUUGGACAGUCAGUUUGUGGAAGUUGAAGGACAGAUUACUUCUCUGGUAGAUCUUUACCCAUCCUUCCUAAGGAAGGGUUACAGACGGGAAAUCUUCAUAGCUAUAACAUGCACACUCAGCUACCUACUCGGCUUGACCAUGGUAACUGAAGGUGGGUUGUAUGUGUUCCAGCUGUUUGACUACUAUGCAGCCAGCGGCAUGUGCCUUCUCUGGGUGGCAUUCUUUGAAUGUAUUGCAAUAGCCUGGGUGUAUGGAGCUGAUGAUUUCUACGAUGCAAUUGAAGACAUGAUUGGCUACAGGCCUGGCAUAUGGAUGAAGUGGAGCUGGACAAUAAUUACUCCGCUGCUGUGUAUGGCUUGUUUUAUCUUCUCUCUCGCCAAGUACACGCCAUUGACCUACAACAAAGUCUACAAGUUCCCUGACUGGGCGGAAGGUUUGGGUUGGAUGUUGGCCCUCUCCUCCAUGAUAUGCAUCCCUCUGGUGGUGGUCGUCAAGAUUAUUCAGUCGGAUGGGCCGAUAAUUGAGCGGAUUAAGAUGCUGACUGCACCAAAGGGAGAAGGAAGGAAACCAAAAGACGUAGCGUUGGAUGCUGAGGCCACAGUUCCACUCAGUCCCAAUGGGCUUGCAGGAAGUGAUGUUGGGAAGCCCACUCAGAUAAUUAUAGAAACUGCGAUGUAAGCUCUCUAUGAGAGACUCAAAUUGUGCUUUUUUUUUGACGUGAACUCCAGCCUUUUCAGGACCAUAUAACCCCAUUCACCUAAAGUAGUGCUUGCCCUAGACAUUUGUCUGAACUGAAUGGUAAAUCCCUCCAGAGAACGCAGUAAAUAAAACUAUAGAAACGACUAACCUCUCUAACUUGGUCAAGCAGUCACUCACAAAUAUUCCAAAUGUUGGUCACUCCAAUCUGAAGGUUUAGUUUUGCUUCCUCACCCCUUUGGGGAAAGACUCUGGAUGCAUUUCCAACAUUAAGGUGAUCCACUGGAGUUUAUUCGUUUUUUUUUUUUGCCCAGUUGCCUCCUUUCCUCACCCUCCAUCACUCUGUGAUAUGGUUUUCUGAUUUGUAAACUCCCUCCCCCCCAGCACACCCCCCCACCCCAUGAGAGUUGGAGCCAAUUUCGGGAGCUCCCUGGUUGAUCUGACAGUGUGAUCAGGAGGUUAUACAUGGAGCAGAAUUAUUGGAAUUCCGAUUUCAUUCUUUUCCCUUCCCUCACCUCCCCAUCCCCACCCCCACCCACCCACAACAGUCCCUACCCCCGACCCAUCGUUUUCUAUUUAGCUUUUUGUACGUAAGAUGUUCAAACAACAGGAACACCGUUCUAAAUAAACACUGUUGCAUUGUAGGAGUCUGCUCCCCACCACUCGCCCAUCUUCCUAUUCCUCCCCUACCUCCCUCCUCCAACCCUUCCCCGCCUCCUCACUCCUCACCACUUCCCCUCAUCCCUCGUCUCUCCACCCCCACCCUUCCCCUGCUCCUCCUCCUUCCUCCACUCACCCCUUCCCCAUAUCCCCUCAUCCCUCCUUGCCCCCUGCCUCUCCACUACCACUCCUCCUCCUCCCUACCCCCCCCCCCACCUCACAUGCCUCAACACCCUCACCCCCUCCUCUCUCUCUCCCUGUGGUCAAGGUGAGAGGGUCAAUCCCACAAUGCACUGGACCAAACCAUAGUGGACUGGGGGUAUUUAUUUGCAGCUGUUUUGUGAAUAACUUGCAGUUGAUAGAUUUACAAGAAGCUUAAAACAAAAUGUUGCACAAUGUUUGAAGUUCUUUUGUGUGCGUGCGUGUGUGUGUGUGUGUGUGUGUGCGUGGUAAAAGGAAUAAUUUGACAUUGUACCUGUGGCUUUUUUUUAAACUACACUCAUUGUGUACAGAACAAUGCUGAUGUUUUCAGGAUCAGUGUUGUAGUGAAUCUAAUGAAAAACAUUCUAACCCUUGUUCUUUUUCUGUGUGGAGCCUAUUUCUGAUCUGUAAUCGCCCUUUUAACGACUUUCGGAUUCUGUUGUUUGUGUUAGACAUGCAUUGCGUCCAUGGCUGUGUUGUACAAGUCAGUCUGGAUUGCACAGAGUCUUGUAUCCCCCCCCCACCCACCCCAUCUCUCUCUCUCUCUCUCUCUCUCUCGCACUGCAUUUAUUGUAACAACAGUUUAGUACAACUUAAGAAUCGGCCCCCUUCCUUUUGAACCAUCAACCUGUUUUUAAAACAUGUUUUUAAAAGUAAAUAGCUAUUCUGUUUUGGUUUUCGACUGUGUGUGUGUGUCUGUCUGUGUGUGUGUGUGUGUGUGUGUGUGUGUGUCUGUCUGUGUGUGUGUGUGUGUGUGUGUGUAUAUGAGUGUGUGUCUGCAUGUGUGUGUGUGUAUGAGUGAGUGUGUGUGUAUGAGUGAGUGUGAGUGUGUGUCUGUGUCUGUGUGUGUGUCUGUGUAUGAGUGUGUGUGUGUGUGUGUGUGUGUGUGUGUAGAGGAGGUCAUGGGUCAGCGCUGACCAAAUGCUCCCUUCUUAACCCUGGCUUAAAAUUAACCAAACAAUUCACAGGCCCCGAACUCAACCCCACUGCAUGUAGACAGAAGCAGGUACUGGAAAGGAAAUCAUUUAGAGAAUGGGGGACAUAUUUUCUCUCCUGGAGAUUAUGUUGUUUCAAGAAUCAGUUCUGCAAGUUCUGGCAUCAGUUCUGCCCCUUGCACACACUCAGCAGGGGAUCUGGGAGGGGACACACCCACAUUCCUGGAAAGGAACCUGUUUUGGAAACAGUUUUUAUCUCCUGAGCGGGAAAUCCAAUGUAAGACACCCUCAGAUUCUGCCUCGCAAAGCUUCCAGAACCUUCCCUCGCCCUCGAGUUCACAGUUGCCAGUCAAAGACCUUUCCCAGCCUGUGGGGAAAAAAAUCCCAGGAGGAUACGGACUGACCCCGGGCGGAAGCUAACACAUCCCCUUCCCUUCCCCCUCCCGCCAUCUUGUGAAACCGUCGUUAGAGCCGCACCAGGCCUCCAUGUGACUCCAGUCUGUGGGGGGGGGGGGGACUGCCCCCUGAAACCUUUUGUGUGUUCAAGAUGGCAGCCUAGCACCUGCUUCCCCCCCGCCCCACCCCCACCCGCUCCCCCAAGCUGGGGGUUGGCGAUAAAAUAGAAUUCCCACCGGGACGCCCCCCCACCCCGUCAACGAAUUAGAGAUAUAGCUCCUCCAGCUCCUCGAUGGAAAACCAGGUGCAGAAGUAAGCCAUUCGGCCCUAUCCAGCCUAGAAUGUCAGCCCCAAGACCCAGAGAACCCGACUCCUAAGUGAAUCCGGACACCCCACCCCCCAACACAUACACAUAGUCAUGAUUCAUCUUCUCUCUUCACUGGAUUGAAGAUUUGUGCACCAGGGUCAGUGAGGGUUGUGUGGCCUGGGCUGGAGGGGAUGUUGUUGGAAUCAGGAGUAUUUCUGGCUGGUGUAUUGUUCAUGGGGAGUAGGGGGGUGGACCCCCCUCUUAUUUUCAGGAUUGACAUUAGUGAUGUUUUCAGUCUUGAGUGCGGCUGGGGUUUAGCUGCUUCACAGCUGCACGUUUUCCAUUCUGCCCAGGCCUGGUAAUAAUGAGAGCUGCAUUGUGUGGGGCUGCAGCUAUUUCUGUGUAAGGUCAGUCAGCGUUGGCAGCUGUAACACUGAGAUAAUGGUGAGUCAGGGACUCUGGGCACCAGCUCGUUAUUAUUGACUGUGUCAAAGUGACAGGUGAAUGAUUAAACCAACAGGCAUCUGCACUCCACUGAGAGGGAGAGUUUGCAGAAAGGCUGCUUUGACAACAGAAUGACAUGUUCCUUUAUUUCCUGCCCACAGUUUUGUUGAGGGAAGGUUUUAAAGUGGUGGGAGAGGAAGGUGGGUUUGACGGGGGGGGGGGGGGAAGCAAUCAUGUGGAAAUCAUUCCAGGCAGAGUAGGUGAGCCCAGUGAUCCAGUGAGACCGGGUUCUGAGGAAUCCAGCCUCUAACCUGAUACCCGCCUGUGAUCCUGGGAGGGGUUGGACGGUCAGAAGUUCCCAUCCCUCCCCAGCCUCUCACACUGUCCCAAAAUCACCUCCAGAAGAUGCCACCAUGUCCACUGAGUACAGACACAGUUAGACUGGACUCGCACACCAUUGAACAAAGAAACAAACAAGAAUCCCAACAUUGGUUUUGACCUGGGUUACUGUGUCUUUUCGAUUGUUUUGUUUUUAAAAAAAUGCAUUGCUUUCAGACACCAAAAGCAAGCUUCCUAAGUAUCCAAAAUACUGACCCAGUCAGGAGAAGGCACGCUGUGAAAUAGCCUGGUCAGUUUAACGGGGGGGGCUAGGGAUGUUGGGGCAGUGGAAGGUCUGCUCCUUUUUUUUGCCAGAUAAUGGUUUUCUCAGCUGGUACUUGCUCAGGAUUGGGAUUCCAAUCUGGGGUCAGAUCUGAGUUGUGUAGAAGCUGUGGGGGAUGAAGCCCUUGGCACGGGUGGUUGGUGCACACAUGCGCGCACACGGACACACACACGCGUAUGUGCGCGCACGCACACACACAAACAGAGAAAGGGGACAGCCAGAUGGUACACAGUAUGCCAGGCAAACUGCACUGAGUUCAGCACCACCACCCUCACCCCAACCUCGACAGGAAAGCCGGGCAGUGUGCAGGCCCCGUGUGGCACACUGAACCGUUCAGUGUUAUCAAUAAUUUGGCUGCUUUAUGUUUUACAGUAAUAUACUAGUAUUUUAACAGAAGCCUCAUCACUUUCUGAUGCCGCGAUCUUUUUAAGUUUUUUUUUAUGAUUAGUUUUGGCGUACUGACUGAAAUAUCCCGACUGAAUGUUAGGCAUGGGAAUCUCAAAACCAAAAAGUGGAAACAGUUGACUGAUUUGCUCCACCUGUAAAUAUGGCCAGCCCACAAUUUACUCUCACAUUUCAUCAUCACUCUGGCUUUUAGUUUUUUAUGUCAAAAACUACACAUCAUGAACAUAGAUAUUAAAACUACACUUUGAAUAGUGAAUAAGCUUUUAAAAAAAUGUGUAUUUUUUUUAUUUUUAAAAACGUUAAGGAGUACGUCUCCGAAUUUGACAUGUACGAGCUGGUAAUUUUGUAGAUUUGUUUUGAUGUAGUUGGCAGGAAACUUUCACCCGGUGAUCGCCCAACCAUUUGGGCCUGACCUGACAGUGAUACACAGGGGAGGGAGGGAGAGAGAUAGGGAUUGUCCUCUCUCUCACCCCAAAGCCCAGGCCUUGGGAAUGUCAACCCUCCAGGAUUGGCCUGGAGACUCUGGCAAUCAAAGACCACGUGUUCCUUAGAGAAAAAUCACAAGGACGUUCAAAAAGAUUGGGCUUAGUUUGACGUUUUCUUCAACGGUCUUUCUUCCCCCCUUCCCCCACCCCCGCAACAUCAGAUUGAAAGAUAAAUAUUGAACAUGAGGAAACUAAGCCAACAGUUGAACGUUGUCCGACUGGGUAAGGAGUUCUGUUUGCUUCCCAGAAUGGACAAGUCAGCUGACCAAAGGCUGGGGCAUGGGGCAAGUCAUGUGACAAAGCCUCCAGGAAUGGAACCGACCAAAGUUGGCAUCCCUAAAGCCCACUCAGGUUCAAGGUAUCUGACUUACUACACCCUCCCUUUUCUGAAUAUUAUUCUUUCUUGUCCUCUGCCUUCUCUUUCUCUUUCCCCUUCACACUCUACCCCCCCCCCCACCUCUUUAAUGCGGAAGAUGAAUUUGUAAUGAGUGUAUUUGGGGAAGGAGGGGGAAGCACUGUUGGGGUCACCCCUCGUGUGGUUCACGAGUCAAGGGUCAGUAAUCUCUGUCAAUUCCUCUCUUGAACAUUUGUGCUCUUGUGGAACGCACUUGAACGUUCCAUUUUUAGCUGUUUGCAUUUUUUUUAGAAGGAAAAAAAGAUAUAAAAGAUAUGUAUUUAUAUUAUACAGUGUACCCACUUGUCUUGUGCUUUCUUAGGUGAUGGUUCCAGAAUUGUAUUAGAAAUUUUGAUCUUGUACUGUGUGGAAAAAUAAAAAAAAGUUUAAAAAAAAAUAAAUGUUUACAGUAUUCACUGAA
Hemiscyllium ocellatum (epaulette shark) is the source of this 7669-nucleotide messenger RNA. RefSeq names its product sodium- and chloride-dependent taurine transporter-like. The transcript has 15 exons. The record is from RefSeq and is a predicted model, not a curated record. Gene Ontology annotation, cellular component: plasma membrane. Gene Ontology annotation, biological process: neurotransmitter transport; sodium ion transmembrane transport; taurine transmembrane transport. NCBI's taxonomy places the organism in Eukaryota, Metazoa, Chordata, Chondrichthyes, Orectolobiformes, Hemiscylliidae. Gene Ontology annotation, molecular function: taurine:sodium symporter activity. The coding region runs from base 471 to 2342 and encodes 623 amino acids.